This is a messenger RNA of Spea bombifrons (plains spadefoot toad), 915 nucleotides long. It is a transcript of the gene GEMIN6, whose product is annotated as gem nuclear organelle associated protein 6. Gene Ontology annotation, cellular component: SMN complex; nucleus. The record is from RefSeq and is a predicted model, not a curated record. Bases 116 to 619 code for a protein of 167 amino acids. Gene Ontology annotation, biological process: spliceosomal complex assembly; spliceosomal snRNP assembly. The transcript has 3 exons. NCBI's taxonomy places the organism in Eukaryota, Metazoa, Chordata, Amphibia, Anura, Pelobatidae.
GUGCUCGUAUCGCCAGGGCUAUUAGCAUUGUGAAGUUUUACGCAGAGCCGUGACCUCGAACGUAUAGAUAACAAUACAGACAGCCUGCGCUCCAGGGCAAGAGGAUAUUUGGGGAAUGGCAGACUGGUAUAACAAAACCCCCUUGGAGUGGCAGGCCUAUGUCAACAAAGAGGUGAAAGUCUCAGCUGACGAGAACAAUGAAUUCCAGGGAUUUGUUAUAACCAUUGACCCGGUUUCUGCAAGCAUUGUGCUGGCCAACUUCGAAGACAAUCAGAAACCCUUGGUGCGUGUGGUCAUGGGACAUGUCGUACGGCAAGUAGAAGUCUUAAAUGAUGCAGACGAAGCAACUAAAGAGAGACUUGAAAAUCUAUUCACUCUUCAAGAUGUCACCAGCCAUCACAGCAAAGAAGAUUUAGAGGCAAAGAAAAUCAGCUUAAAGUCAUGGUUGGAGCAAAACAAUAUCCCGGUGACUGAAGAAGGGGAAUCACGGAGAACAUUGUGUGUGGCUGGUGUGUUAACCAUUGACCCCCCGUAUGGGCCAGACAACUGCUGCAGCAGUAAUGAAAUAAUACUCUCCCGCAUCCAGGGACUUCUUCAGAACUAUGUGACAAGCCAGUGAGAGAAACCACACCGAUUGUCUCAUUGUGGUUCGAGGAUAUUGCACUUAAUCUUAUACAGUGGCCUAGGUUUCAUCGUGGGAAGCAUUUUUGGCAACAUUCAAAAAUACUUAAGUAUCAAAAGUAAAUAAUGGCCUGUGCUGUUUUUCAACUAAGGCACCAUCACUGACGCCUCCAAAGUCUAUACUUUCUGAAUGUAUGUCUUGUGUUGACAGCUCAGCACCAAUAACCCCUCAUAAACAUCUUCAAAUAUUAAAUGAAUACACAGCAAAUUAAUAAACUGUUUGCUUUUUUAGGA